Prunus armeniaca (apricot) is the source of this 615-nucleotide messenger RNA. The record is from the annotation of a GenBank genome assembly. Lineage: Eukaryota; Viridiplantae; Streptophyta; Magnoliopsida; Rosales; Rosaceae.
AUGAUCCACAUCAAGACCACUUAUCCAAAAUUUAGAAAGAGAACAAAGUGGCUGCAAGAUAAGCACAAUAACACUUUCAUUCAAUGGCUCCACUUUAAGGUUCAAAGUGAACUUAAUGGGGAAGAGCAUAAUGGCGUAUCAGAAAAUUUGAGGUUGCUAGCAGCUGGUCCAAGCAUGACACAAGAUGAUGUGCGAACUGUCCAAAAUAGUGGAGUUUAUUUACUUGCACAUACUAUGCAAGUUGCUAGUGCCAAGGAUAAAAACCCUAUUGUCUCCAAUAUGGAUAACACUUCGGGCCUUGUAGUCGACGAACUUGGAUUUACCCUUGUAGAUCUGAGUAAAAUUGGACAUAGGAAUGACCAAUUUGUCAUGGCUUCUCAAGUCAAACAAGUAUUUUAUGUUGACGACCCAAUGCAUCGUGGUUGGUCGGUAGUAUUAUCAAUGCCUAAUAGAGAAUAUAAUUAUGUUAUUAGUGAUGAUGUGCUAGGUGAUACUAGAAUUGAGUGUGAGCCAUUUACUAGACGGAUACCAAAUGUUGACACAUUUGAUGACCUAGUUGCUGAGUUUGGGAAUGAAAAUAUUAGAGAUGGGUGUGAAGAUAUAUGGAUUGAUUGA